This is a messenger RNA of Cucurbita maxima (winter squash), 747 nucleotides long. Its product is annotated as EPIDERMAL PATTERNING FACTOR-like protein 2. Gene Ontology annotation, biological process: stomatal complex development; guard cell differentiation. Bases 339 to 692 code for a protein of 117 amino acids. The record is from RefSeq and is a predicted model, not a curated record. NCBI's taxonomy places the organism in Eukaryota, Viridiplantae, Streptophyta, Magnoliopsida, Cucurbitales, Cucurbitaceae. The transcript is spliced from 2 exons.
UUUGAUAAGUUUGUUAUAAGGGUCCAAACUUACCGUUAGUAGAUAUGGUUCUAACUCGACUUUGCUUCCCUUCCUAACUCUUUGAUAAGGAUACAUUACUUGUUAUAAACGCCAAAUCUCUCUGCCAGUCCUAAGAUAGACGCCAAGAGGGAGAGAGAGCGAGAGAGAGAGAGAGAAAGGAUCUGAGUUUGGGCAUGGGGAAAUGUGAAGCCGCUUGAAAGGCCUAAUUUUCUUCUACCUUCUUCUUAUAACCCAAAUCAUUUCCCAUUUUUACCCAUUUAUCAUCUCUCAAUCCCACCAUAAUCAUCAUUAUUAUCAUUUAAGCUUUAGAAGAAGACAUGAAAGGAACAUACUGUUGUUGUUGUUGUUUUAUAUUGACUCUGCAAUUAGCUUGUUGGGUUUCUGCAGCAACCACAACUUUUGCUCUCCUUCCUCAUAAACAACAAGGUUUCAAUUUUGAUUCUGUGAAGGCUGUUGAAGAAGGUGUAGUAAAAGAGGGAGAAGUUUAUAGAGGGAUGAGGAAAAUAGGGUCGAGUCCGCCGAGCUGUGAGCACAAAUGCUAUGGGUGCUCUCCAUGUGAAGCCAUUCAAGUGCCUACCAACAACAGGCGCAGCCAUGUGGGGAUCCAAUACACUAACUAUGAGCCUGAGGGAUGGAAAUGCAAGUGUGGCCCUUCCUUUUACAGCCCUUGAUUUGAUUCUAAACCUGAGAGAGAUAAUUAAAAGUAUUAGAAUAACCUCCUCUUAA